Messenger RNA from Drosophila navojoa, 1053 nucleotides. RefSeq names its product RAS oncogene family member RabX6 (gene RabX6). Gene Ontology annotation, molecular function: GTPase activity; GTP binding. The record is from RefSeq and is a predicted model, not a curated record. NCBI's taxonomy places the organism in Eukaryota, Metazoa, Arthropoda, Insecta, Diptera, Drosophilidae.
UUAUAUUUCUUUGUGUCUGGCGGCAGAUGUGGGUGGGCAUUAAUUAAAUUAUAUUUUACAAUUCAUCAACGACAUGGCAUCAGUGCGCAUACCAAAGCAAAAGGUUAUACUUUGCGGCGAUUACGGCGUGGGAAAGAGCUCCUUAUUCAGACGUUUCACCAAUAAUACAUUUAUUACUGAGACGGACCGCAAGUCGACGCUGGGCCUAGAUCACAUCGACCGCGAAUACAAUGUGGGCGAAAAACAAAUUAAGCUGCAACUGUGGGACACUGGCGGCAUGGAGCGCGUAGCGUCUGUGACCUCAUCCUAUUACAAAUUUGCAGAGGGUGCUAUUCUGGUCUUUGCCUUGGACAAUGCGGCGUCGUUUCAUUCCUUGUCGCAGCACUUGCUAGAUAUAGUCACAUAUGCGGAGAAUGCCAAAAUCUUUAUAUGCGGCAAUAAGUGCGAUCUCGAAGGACGCGAGCCAGAAGUAAGCGAUGAGGAAGUCGAAGCCUUUUGUGAGCAGUGCCACAGCCUGAUUAGUGCAACCUACAAGACAUCCUGUCGCACGGGAAAGGGUAUUGAGGAAAUGUUCCAGGACAUCUCACGUCAACUGGUGCAAGCCAACCGUUCCAAAAUGGAGCUUCAGGCACUCGAGCGACAAAGCUUUCAAGUGGACAAAACAAACCAGGCGGAGAUCAACGAGGAUACCUCCUCGUGCAGCUGCUAGCAGUUGGGAAACAUUGAGUUUGGCUAAUUUGUUGGCGCUUAAUGCUGAACUCAAUGCAUUUUGAAUAAUUUAUUAAUGCCAAAAACUUUGUUAGUUUUAUUAUUAUUUGUAAAUAUUCACUGCGAAUUUAAUGCUAAAACGUCCUAAAAUGAUAUAUUUAUAUAAAUUCAAUAUGAUAUAAUUAUUAUUUAUAUGCGCCCAGACACAAAAGCCAACAAUUUAUUCUUUAAAUACAUUUAACAUUCAUAUGAACAAGGGGCAUAAGUCAUAGUAAAUUAAGCUUUGUAGUUUAGUGCUUAAAGUUUCUGCAAUAUACAUAACUAACUCACAUUUGAAACUAAUAA